GGGGCAGAAGGUCCAGCUCUCACUCAGGCAUACAUGCACACAUACACGCACACACACAUGCACACAGAGCUGUGAAGCAGGAGAUCAGCAGUGACAUGACCGUCACUCCUCUGUUGUGCGAGAACACAGAAGAACUCAAGAUUCGAGCAGACUCAUCCAUACUGCAUGUGGACGCCUCAGUGAUCUGGCUAUGGCUUCAUGAUGGAAGAUCACGUCUGAGCACCUACUGCACCAACCUCAACAAGGAAAUGUUCUUCAGCCGGAGAACCAGGCAAGGCUGAACAACCGUGAAGCAUGGAACUGAUGGAGCUUUCUACAGCAUUCUUGCUCUUCAGUGUGUUAACUGUAGCGAAGGCACUGAUCGACUCUGAUGACGUCAUUACUCGUGAUGAGCAAAUCUUCCUCCUGAUCCGUGCAAGGACAAGAUGUGAGAGAAGAAUCCUUGCACAGUACAGGACAGUACGAGAAGGUGACUGCGUGCCAGAGUGGGACGGAAUCAUCUGCUGGCCUAAAGGGAAGCGCAGUCAGCUGUUAGCUGUGCCUUGCCCCGAAUAUGUUUAUGAUUUUGACCACAAAGGUCAUGCGUACCGUAACUGUGAUGCUUUGGGGAACUGGGAGCAGGUUCCCACCAUCAACCGUACUUGGGCUGAUUACACUGAGUGCACAACCAAGCUGCAGUCUAACCAUGGCAAGCAAGAGGAGGAGGUGUUCAGGCGACUUCACGUAAUGUACACUACGGGCUACUCCAUCUCUCUUACAUCAUUACUGGUGGCCGUCUUCAUCCUCUGCUACUUUAAACGUUUACACUGCACUCGUAACUACAUCCACACCCACCUGUUUACCUCCUUCAUAUGCCGAGCAGUCAGCAUCUUCGUUAAGGAUGCUGUUCUCUACUCAGAGGAAGACACUAAAGCAGAGUAUGGAGAAGUGGGAAUCCAGGCUCAGAUGGUGGGCUGUAAAGUGGCCGUGACCUUUUUCCACUAUUUCCUGGCAACAAAUCACUACUGGAUCCUUGUUGAGGGCCUGUACCUGCACAGUCUGAUAUUCAUGGCUUUCCUGUCUGAUAAAAAUUAUUUGUGGGCUCUGACCAUCAUCGGCUGGGGUGUUCCUGCUGUGUUCGUCUCAAUUUGGGUCAGUGUUCGAGCCUCGCUGGCUGAUACACAAUGUUGGGAUAUCAGUGCAGGGAACGUGAAAUGGAUUUUUCAAGUUCCGAUCCUUGCAGCCAUUGCUGUCAACUUCUUUCUUUUCCUCAACAUAAUCAGAGUUUUGGCGUCAAAGCUGUGGGAGACUAACACAGGAAAACUGGAUCCGAGGCAACAAUACAGGAAGCUGCUGAAGUCAACUCUGGUGCUGAUGCCACUCUUUGGGGUACACUACAUGGUGUUUAUGGGUCUUCCUUACACGGAGGUCACUGGGCUGCUUUGGCAGAUACAGAUGCACUAUGAGAUAUUCUUCAAUUCAUUACAGGGCUUUUUUGUGGCCUUCAUCUACUGUUUCUGUAAUGGAGAGGUGCAGGCAGAGGUGAAAAAGGUGUGGUUAAGGCGUAGUCUUGCUCUGGAUAUCAAGCAAAAGGCACGUGUAGUCAGCAGCACCGGGGGCGGGAGCUGUUACUAUGGUGGCAUGACAUCACACACCACCAACCAGAGCAUCUGCCUUGGUUCUCAGGGACCAAUCCCAGCUCGGGGUAUGUCCUUAGGAGUCAGAGGCCAAUCGCACGUUGCUAACUUGCCGGGAUACAUACCUAAUGAGACUGCAGAAACCGUGCUACCUAUAGUUCAGCAUUCUGAGCUAAGACGUGCCAACAGCAUGGGGACAUUAUAUGAUCAGAAUGGGCAAAACAUUGUAGGACCCCAAGAAAUGCAAGAGGGAUUAGAGAAAGAUCCAUCGCUAUACUUCAUAUCUGAAGAUCAUUCCAGCUCGGUGUUGCUGAAAGAUCUGGAAACGAUUCUAUGAUAAACUUAGAGAUUCACCUAUAUUGUAAUACUUCUGUGGUGUUAUCGGUUAUUCCCGCUUUUUGCGACUGAAUAUGUUUGUUCAUUAUGUGUGUCAUAUUUUUGUUAUUUUUUUAGUCAAAACUACUGACCUGACAAGCAUCUAUAUAGUCAUAGAUAUUUAUUUGUUGAUUAGCCAUAUCCAACUACAUUGAAAGUAAGAAAUUGGGAUAGGCUUUAUUGUGAUUUAGCAAUUUAAAAGCUAGAUAGGGUAGACUUGUGAAAACAUUCCUAUGUGUGUGUAAAUACUGUGCCUUUAAUAAUCCACCCCAUGACAAACACCCCAAAUUUCUUUAUUUAUUUGUUUUACUAAGUGGAAAUGAAAUGGAUUUUUUGGGGAUUUUGCACUGUGUUUUACAAAAUAUGUUUAAGAUCUGAAGGUGUAAAAUAAGGUUUUAUUGUAACAAAAAGGCUAAUUAAACAAAUAUGCACCAACAAAAAUGAAGACAUAUCUGGUUUAAAAUUACAACUUUAAGUCCUCUUAGAUGUAUACUUCAGAUUUGCAUCUGGAUCCUGAUUUUUUUGUAUUGGAACAGGGCUUAAAACUGGGCUUGGGAGGCCAUCUUGCUCAGAACCUGGCCUGUGAGGGUGCCAUGUUAGCCUCUCGGUUGAGCAAGAUCUGGAACAGUGCUUGGAACCAGAUGUAGGGGCUGCCACAUCACCGCUGGCAUGAAACAGGACUUUGUGGGGUUUUCACCUUGGCCUUAGUGUAGAACAGGUCUUAGAACAGGGCUUGAAACCUGGCAUGAGAGACCGCUACAUUUGCGUCAGCAUGGAACAAUUCUUGAAAUGACCGUGAAAAGGGCUUGGAACCUGGAUUGGGGGCCUGUACUGUCAGUCCUGGUGAGGAAAAUGGUUUGGGACAGGGUCUGGAAAAGGGCUUGAACCAUAACUUGGGAGGCUGCCGUAUGCCCCUUUUCCACCAGAAAGAACCAGGUGCUGGUUCAGAGAUAGUGCUGGUGCUGGUUCAAAGCUGGUUCCACUGGUGAUCCUUCUCAGAACU
This is a messenger RNA of Tachysurus fulvidraco (yellow catfish), 2994 nucleotides long. RefSeq names its product parathyroid hormone 3 receptor (gene pth3r). The record is from RefSeq and is a predicted model, not a curated record. Gene Ontology annotation, biological process: cell surface receptor signaling pathway; adenylate cyclase-modulating G protein-coupled receptor signaling pathway. Gene Ontology annotation, cellular component: plasma membrane. The coding region runs from base 295 to 1953 and encodes 552 amino acids. Gene Ontology annotation, molecular function: G protein-coupled peptide receptor activity; parathyroid hormone receptor activity; peptide hormone binding. NCBI's taxonomy places the organism in Eukaryota, Metazoa, Chordata, Actinopteri, Siluriformes, Bagridae. The transcript is spliced from 13 exons.